Molecule: messenger RNA, 1321 nt
Organism: Pocillopora damicornis (cauliflower coral)
Lineage: Eukaryota; Metazoa; Cnidaria; Anthozoa; Scleractinia; Pocilloporidae
Biological process (GO): mitophagy by internal vacuole formation; mitochondrial protein catabolic process
Cellular component (GO): mitochondrial outer membrane
Source: RefSeq, a predicted model, not a curated record
AUGAAAAAGUCCAGAGAUCGCUGUCUCGAGUUAAAAAUCCUUGUCUUUGAAGUAGUAAUGCACAAAGACAAACACACGCAUAUGAAUGUGGUUGCCGCUCUCAGUGAGAGAAGAGUAAAACAAAAUCAGUCAAAAGUGGAAGACACGCUUAGUGAGAACAGACAGUCAAAGGUGGAAGAGGAUUUCGCUAAUUUCUUCGACGAAACGAGAAUGGAUGCAUUGGAAAAAAUGCAGACAUCUUGCUCAUUUAAAGAGCAGCUGGAGGUCGACGUUUAUUGCCCCAGACUUCUUUGUCUUGUUUUUGAGGCUGCCUACGAAACAAUGGAAGAGGCAAGAGGAGCAAUUUUUGAAUUGGGGAAAGAAGUAACGAAAGGUUUUAUUCAAUUAGCCCCAAAGGAGAUCAAAUCGAUGACCAGCUAUAAAAGGACGGGCAUUUCUAAAACAUCGAUUACCUAUCCAGUCUGCUUAGGACGUCAAGAAUCACAGUAUCCGGUUGAAGCUGUUGAUGCCCUAAUGAUGAUCUUGAAAGAAACGGCACCCAAUUGCAACCUUGAUUGUUUAGUGGAGGUAUGUUGUCCUGUACACUCUAUCUUUGUUCGAAAAAAGUUACAACAAUGUGCCCUACAAGAAGUAUUUGGGAAAAAACGGUCUCGGUUUUUGUAUUAUGAUUCUCUAAUACCAAUCAGAAGCGUGAAAGGAACCCCCGACCAACAUCAGGAAGAGGAGAUAGCGUGUUAUCUUUGGCCGGGACUGUUUGAUGGGGAAGGAAGAUGUAUUCGAAAAGGAGAAGUCUUGUGUAAGAUAAAAGGGAAUACUGAGUAAGCUUCUCUUGAAUUUUUACGUCUAUCAACUAAAGCAAAAGCUUAUGUGUAUUUCAGAAACUGCUUUAAUGUUCAAAAUCCUUUUGAAUAUUUUUUAUUUGUGCUACGCUCCAAAUGUAAAUGAGGGGCACAAAUCAGUUCGAUUCAUGAUCGAUGUGAUUGGCUUUUCUGACAUAAAACGACCUAUCAUAUUUAGUAUUAUUUGUGACGUUAUUAGAGAAAGAAGGAACUCUGAAAAAUAAACGAUAACAGAAUAGAAUGUAAGCGAUUAACAAUGAGUAUUCUGUUUGUUUAUGCACGUACUAUUUUAUUUCGUCUACAAGUCAAAACAUUAAAAUGUCUUUACGUGGACAUUUUUUCCUAUUGAUGUUAAAUGAGAGCAUUUGCUCAGAAACUAAAUUGCUUAUAUAUUAAGUAGUUAAUUUUUCACCACAUGUAUCGUUUCUUUCAUAAGCGUUUAUUUUGCAAUUUGAUUUAGAAGAUAAUAAUAAUCCUUUCGA